AUGCGGACGGACAGCAAGGCGGACGUCGGGGACGCCGGCGGGAAAGGAGCCGGCGACAGAGGCCGUGCCGUCGGCAGUCUGUCGGCGCUGACUGGGGACAUGGAGCGCUUGGAUGAGUACAUGCGAGACAAGCGGUUCGCGCUGCAGCUGGCCGUGUGGGCCCUCCGAGGGGUGACGCGGGUGAUUUUAGCCAACAACCCGCUGAGUGGCGCUCUCAUGCUGGUCGCAGUCUACUGGGCCUCCCCCUGGCAAGGCCUGCUGGGCACGGCGGGCCUGCUGACCUCGACGCUCGUAGCGGUCAUCUUAGGACAAGACAGUGCAGAGGUGUGGGGAGGACUUCACGGCUUCAACGGCAUGUUGGUGUCCCUGCUGAUGGGAGCGUUCAACAGCGCCGGAGACUGGUACUGGUGGCUGCUGCUGCCGGCUUGCUUGGGCUCGGCUGCGAGUGUCUUCUUCUUCAGCGGUCUGUCGUCAGUGCUGGACCGCUGGGACGUGCCGGUUGCGGUCUUUCCCUUCAACGUGGUCAUCGUCCUCUACUUCCUGUGCACGGGCCCAGAUAACCCCUACUUCCCGCACCGCCUCGCUGUACCGCCGAGCUCGGCGCCGCCCAACGUGACAGCGCUCAGUGCGGCGGAGGUGUUGCAAGGUGUCCCUCUCGGCGUGGGCCAGAUCUUCGCCUGCGGUUCUCUGGGUCCGUCGCUGCUCAUUCUGGCCGGACUCUGCCUUUACUCCCCCCUGCAGGCCGUCCACGCUCUGCUGGGCUCGGCGGUUGGAACUCUGGCCGGAUUGUCAAUGGCCGUGCGCCACGAGUGCCUCUACUCGGGUCUGUCGGGCUUUAAUGGAGCUCUGGGCUGCAUGGCGGUGGGAGGACUUUUCUUCAGCUUCAGUUGGAGGACCCACCUGUUGGCCAUCGCCAGUGCUUUCUUGUCAGCUUUUGUCGACAUCGCAUUGAGCAAUCUGCUGGGAGCUAUGGGCCUGCCGGCGUGCAGCUGGGCCGCCACGCUGACCGCUACGCUGCUGCUGCUGCUGCCGGGCGGUAUGUCCGCGUACCGAAUCCCGCUGGCUCGGGUCAAGGCCCCCGAGCGGAACCUGCGCUCCCGCAGCCGCUGGGAAGCCGGCAGCGCUGCGGAAAGAAACUGCACCGACGUGGAGCUGGAGACGUUUUGCUCAUCGAUCUGCUGA
Phycodurus eques (leafy seadragon) is the source of this 1182-nucleotide messenger RNA. RefSeq names its product urea transporter 1. The record is from RefSeq and is a predicted model, not a curated record. Gene Ontology annotation, cellular component: membrane. Gene Ontology annotation, molecular function: urea transmembrane transporter activity. The coding region runs from base 1 to 1182 and encodes 393 amino acids. NCBI's taxonomy places the organism in Eukaryota, Metazoa, Chordata, Actinopteri, Syngnathiformes, Syngnathidae. Gene Ontology annotation, biological process: urea transmembrane transport. The transcript has 8 exons.